Rosa rugosa (rugosa rose) is the source of this 3544-nucleotide messenger RNA. RefSeq lists its product as uncharacterized. The annotation marks the transcript as partial. The transcript has 33 exons. The record is from RefSeq and is a predicted model, not a curated record. Lineage: Eukaryota; Viridiplantae; Streptophyta; Magnoliopsida; Rosales; Rosaceae. Gene Ontology annotation, molecular function: lipid carrier activity. Gene Ontology annotation, cellular component: membrane.
UUUCUUCCUCUCUUUCCCUUCCUACAAAACCCAUCCUCCGCUCUCACACUCUUUCCUCUUCUUCAGUUCUUCUCACAGCGGAAGCGAACCAAGCAAAAUGACGUCGUUUCUGGCUCUCCUCGCCGCUCUUUCCUUCUUACAGCUGCUCUUCUUUGGACCUUCGUUGAGUGCAGAGAAGACUGUCUCGCCUGGUCUUCUCACUUCUGACGUCACUUCUCGGAAAACACACUCGGAAGACUACUGUGCAAUGUAUGAUAUAUGUGGAGAACGCAGUGAUGGCAAAGUCUUGAAUUGCCCUUAUGGUUCCCCCUCUGUGAAGCCUGACGAGCUAUUUUCUGCCAAAAUCCAAAGUUUGUGUCCAACUAUAAGUGGAAAUGUUUGUUGCACUGAGCUUCAGUUUGAAACGUUGCGAGCACAGGUUCAACAAGCAAUUCCAUUUCUUGUAGGCUGUCCAGCAUGCUUGAGGAAUUUCCUAAAUUUGUUUUGUGAACUAUCUUGCUCUCCAAAGCAGAGUCUGUUUAUCAAUGUGACUUCUAUCUCCGAGGUUAGUGGCAAUAUGACUGUGGAUGGGAUCGACUAUUACAUAUCUGACACUUUUGGAAAAGGACUGUACAACUCGUGUAAGGAUGUUAAAUUUGGUACUAUGAACACACGGGCCAUAGAAUUUAUUGGUGCUGGUGCUAAAAAUUUUAAAGAAUGGUUUGAUUUUCUUGGUGAGAAAGCAGCCCCUGGUUUCCCUGGUUCACCUUAUGCCAUUGACUUCAAGUUAACCGUUCCCGAGUCAUCUAAUAUGGAGCUCAUGAACGUGUCAGUUUAUUCAUGUGCUGACACUUCACUAGGCUGCUCUUGUGGUGAUUGCCCUUCAUCUCCUGCGUGUUCUAAUUCUGAACCUCCUCCACACAAGAAAGAGCAAUGCUCCAUAAAAAUUCUAUCUAUUGAGAUCAAAUGCAUUGAUAUUUCAGUAGCCGUCAUGUAUAUUCUUUUAGUUUUUGCAUUCUUUGUUUGGGGCUUGUUUUAUCGGAAAAGAGAAAGAAGGAGAGCUGGAUCUACUAAGGAACCACUGUUGAGUGCCAUUGAUGAUGAUGAUAUCAACCCUGUUAACUUACAAAAGGAUGAAAGUUUUGCCAGAAAGGGGCAUGAGGUGGAUCCUCAAGUUACAGAAGAGGUUGAACUAUCUUUUAUUCAGGAAUAUAUGUCAAGCUUUUUCAGGAGAUAUGGAAUCUGGGUUUCUAGAAAUCCCACUCUUGUGCUCUUUUCCUCGGUGGGGAUUGUUCUUAUACUCUGUAUAGGUCUAGUUCGUUUCCAGGUGGAGACACGGCCAGAGAAGCUGUGGGUAGGUCCUGGCAGCAAGGCAGCGGAGGAGAAACAAUUCUUUGACAGACAUCUUGCUCCCUUCUACAGAAUUGAGCAGCUCAUUAUAGCAACUGUCCCAGAUUCAAAGCAUGGCGAGUCACCCAGUAUUGUCACAGAUGACAAUAUUCUAUUACUUUUUGACAUACAAGACAAGGUUGACGGAAUUCGUGCUAAUUAUUCUGGCUCAGCGGUAGCUUUAACUGAAAUUUGCUUGAAGCCUAUUGGCCAAGAUUGUGCCACUCAAAGCAUUUUGCAGUAUUUUAAAAUGGACCCUGAAAAUUUUGACAUCUAUGGAGGAGUUGUACAUGCCGAGUAUUGCUUUCAGCAUUAUUCUUCUGCAGAAACAUGUUUAAGUGCCUUUCAGGCUCCACUUGAUCCAAGCACUGCCUUGGGAGGGUUCUCUGGAAACAACUAUUCUGAGGCUUCUGCAUUCGUAGUCACCUACCCAGUUAAUAAUGCAGUUGAUGAUGUAGGAAAUGAGAAUGGGAAGGCACUGGCUUGGGAGAAGGCUUUUAUUCAGUUAGCAAAGGAUGAACUGCUGCCAAUGGUGCUGUCUCGGAAUCUGACUCUCUCAUUUUCGGCCGAAAGUUCAAUUGAGGAAGAGUUAAAAAGAGAAAGUACCGCAGAUGUUAUAACCAUAAUAGUAAGCUAUCUGGUAAUGUUUCUGUAUAUAUCUCUGACAUUGGGAGAUGCACCUCAAAUAUCUUCUCUUUACCUCUCAUCCAAGGUCCUGCUUGGUUUGUCAGGAGUAUUGCUUGUAAUGCUUUCUGUUCUUGGAUCUGUUGGAUUUUUCAGUGCUGUGGGAGUUAAAUCUACAUUAAUCAUAAUGGAAGUCAUUCCUUUCCUUGUUUUGGCUGUUGGUGUAGAUAACAUGUGUAUAUUGGUACAUGCUGUGAAACGGCAAUCACCGGAGUUACCUUUAGAAAGACGAAUAAGUAAUGCACUGGUUGAAGUUGGCCCAUCCAUAACACUGGCUAGUUUGUCUGAGGUUUUGGCCUUUGCGGUGGGAAGCUUCAUUCCUAUGCCAGCAUGCCGAGUCUUCUCCAUGUUUGCAGCUCUUGCUGUUUUGCUGGACUUCUUUCUGCAAGUUACUGCAUUUGUUGCAUUGAUAUACUUUGACUUUUUGAGAGCUGAGGAUGGCAGGGUUGAUUGUUUUCCAUGCAUAAAAGUCUCGUCAUCCUUUGUGGAAUCCACUGAAGGAAUCUAUCAUGGAAGAACUGGAUUGUUGGCUCGCUAUAUGAAGGAAGUGCAUGCAUGUAUUCUUGAUUCAUGGGUGGUUAAGAUGGUUAUCGUUGCUAUCUUUGUUGGUUUUACCUGGGCAAGCAUUGCAUUAUGUUCUAGGAUUGAAACAGGUUUGGAGCAGCAGAUUGUCCUUCCCCGGGACUCUUACCUCCAGGGGUAUUUCAAUAGUAUCUCAGAGUAUCUCAGGGUUGGACCACCAUUAUACUUUGUUGUAAAGGAUUACAACUACAGCUCAGAAUCAAGACAUACAAACCAGUUAUGCUCCAUUAGCCAAUGUGAAUCGAACUCUCUUUUGAAUGAGAUAUCAAGAGCUUCUUUAACACCAGAAUCAAGCUACAUUGCUAAGCCAGCUGCCUCUUGGCUUGAUGAUUUUCUUGUAUGGAUAUCCCCCGAGGCUUUUGGUUGCUGUCGGAAGUUUUUAAAUGCUUCUUAUUGUCCACCUGAUGACCAGCCACCUUGCUGUUCACCUGAUGAUGGACCUUGUGGCCUUGGUGGAGUGUGCAAAGAUUGUACAACUUGCUUUCGCCACUCAGAUUUGAUUGAUGAUCGUCCAUCUACAGCACAAUUUAGAGAGAAGCUUCCUUGGUUCCUUAAUGCACUGCCAUCCGCUGAUUGCGCAAAAGGAGGCCAUGGUGCUUACACUAAUAGUGUGGAUCUCAAUGGUUAUGGAAAUGGCAUUAUAAGAGCGUCCGAGUUUCGCACCUAUCACACGCCACUUAACAAACAAGGUGAUUAUGUAAAUUCAAUGAGAGCAGCACGGGAGUUCAGCUCAAGAAUGUCUGAUUCCUUAAAGAUGGAUAUCUUUCCAUACUCGGUGUUCUACAUCUUCUUUGAGCAAUAUCUGGAUAUAUGGAGAAUAGCUUUGAUCAACAUUGCUAUAGCUCUUGGUGCAAUCUUCCUUGUCUGUCUGCUUAUCACUUCCAGGUUUGUUUCCUUCUUGAGCACAUCC